AUGCAUGAACCAUAUUUUCAACAACGAAGAGAUGCAGCCGGUAGACUGGGGUUAUCUUCUCUUCAAAAGAUAACUGCAGCAUUGAGGAUUCUUGCUUCCGGAGUUGCUGCAGAUUUCAUGGACGAAUAUGUAAGAAUUUCAGAAAGUACUACUAUUGAGAGUGUGAAAUAUUUUGCAAAAGCAGUUAUUUCUGUCUUUGGUCCUGAGUAUUUGAGGUCUCCCAACAGAAACGAUAUUGAACUACUACUAGCAUUAAACAAAACUCGUGGAUUUCCUGGGAUGCUAGGAAGUAUAGAUUGUAUGUAUUGGAAGUGGAAGAAUUGUCCGACUGCUUGGAAAGGUAUGUACACUGGACAUUGUCAUGAACCAACAAUUAUUUUAGAAGCCGUUGCAUCAUAUGAUCUAUGGAUAUGGCAUGCAUUUUUUGGACUACCAGGGUCCCAUAACAACAUCAAUGUGUUAGAACGAUCCCAUGUUUUUUCUGAACUAACUCAAGGGCGUGCCCCUAUAGUUAAUUAUUCAAUCAAUGGUCAUAACUAUACAAUGGGAUACUACCUAGCUGAUGGUAUAUAUCCUUCCUGGGCUACGUUCUUGAAAUCGAUCCCGCUACCACAAACUAUGAAGACCAAACAUUUUGCAAGGUGUCAAGAAGGUGUCAGAAAAGAUGUGGAACGUACAUUUGGAGUGCUACAAUCUCGAUUCGCAAUUGUACGUGGACCUGCUCGUUACUUUGAGACAGAAACACUUAAAGAGAUUAUGCUUGCAUGUGUCAUAUUGCACAACAUGAUCGUUGAAGACGAGCGACAUCUACACCUUCAACCAAAUAUGUCCUUCAUAUAUGAUCAAAUCGAUGAAAGUCCUCCACCAAUAGAAGUGCCAGAAGACCAUGCAUAUGAACUUCAGGAUUUCAUAGAUCAACAUUUUCAAAUCAGAGAUAGACAAGUUUAUUCUCAGCUCCAAAGUGAUCUUAUCGAGCAUUUAUGGAAUAUUUAUAGUGAAUCGUAG
Molecule: messenger RNA, 1005 nt
Organism: Tripterygium wilfordii
Lineage: Eukaryota; Viridiplantae; Streptophyta; Magnoliopsida; Celastrales; Celastraceae
Product: putative nuclease HARBI1
Exons: 1
Coding region: 1-1005 (334 amino acids)
Source: RefSeq, a predicted model, not a curated record